Choloepus didactylus (southern two-toed sloth) is the source of this 3746-nucleotide messenger RNA. RefSeq names its product BRO1 domain and CAAX motif containing (gene BROX). The transcript is spliced from 13 exons. The record is from RefSeq and is a predicted model, not a curated record. NCBI's taxonomy places the organism in Eukaryota, Metazoa, Chordata, Mammalia, Pilosa, Megalonychidae. Bases 398 to 1633 code for a protein of 411 amino acids.
CACUUUACACCAGUCUCCAUAAAUCCCCCUGGAUAAGGGUCCUACAAAGUCUUCUCAUGCCUUGAAACAGAUGAAAGAAAGAAAAUUCAUAUUGACCCGAAUUAAUGGCUAGAUUUGCCAAAUAAUCUUGCCCUGGGGUUUCCACUGGCACUUGGAGCUCCUAUAAACUAAAUAGGGAUUUGUUCGGCCGUUGUUUGUCCGCCUCUCCCGGGUUGAUAGUAUCGGCUUUCCACAAAAAUGGCUGUUUGGAAAGAGGGGGCGCUCUAGGAUUGGCGCCUGCGCAGGUUCGUCGCCUGCCGCAAUCAUCAGUACCGUGGCAGGGCAGAAAGAGGCUGGAUGGUAAACAGGAAGUGGACGCUUACAGCUCGGGGGUGCCCUCAGACAACAUCUGGGGAAAAUGACCCAUUGGUUUCAUAGGAACCCAUUAAAAGCCACAGCUCCUGUCUCUUUUAACUACUAUGGUAUGGCUGCAGGUCCUGCUGCUUCAAAAAUUUGCAAUGAUUUGAGAACAUCCAGGGCACGAUUGCUUGAACUGUUCACUGAUUUGAGCUGUAAUCCAGAAAUGAUGAAGAAUGCAGCAGAUUCAUAUUUUUCACUUUUACAAGGGUUCAUAAAUUCAUUGGAUGAAUCUACCCAAGAAAGCAAGUUACGAUAUAUUCAGAAUUUCAAAUGGACUGAUACAUUACUAGGACAGAUUCCAAGUUCCCAGCAGGAUGCUGUUUUUGAAUUAAUUUCCAUGGGAUUUAAUGUUGCUUUGUGGUAUACCAAAUAUGCUUCAAGACUGGCUGGAAAAGAAAACAUAACAGAAGAUGAAGCAAAAGAAGUCCAUCGAAGCUUAAAGAUUGCAGCUGGGAUUUUUAAACAUUUAAAGGAAAGUCAUAUCCCCAAACUUAUUACACCUGCAGAAAAGGGAAGGGAUUUAGAGGCACGGCUCAUAGAAGCUUAUAUCAUCCAGUGUCAGGCUGAAGCUCAAGAAGUAACAAUUGCUCGAGCAAUUGAACUAAAACAUGCUCCUGGACUAAUUGCUGCACUGGCAUAUGAAACAGCCAAUUUCUAUCAAAAAGCUGAUCAUACUUUAUCCAGUUUGGAGCCUGCAUACUCUGUGAAAUGGAGAAAAUAUCUUCAUUUGAAAAUGUGUUUCUACACAGCUUAUGCUUACUGUUACCAUGGUCAGACUUUGUUGGCCAGUGAUAAAUGUGGUGAAGCAAUCAGGUCUCUCCAAGAAGCAGAAAAAUUUUAUGCAAAGGCAGAAGCAUUAUGCAAAGAAUAUGGAGAAACCAAAGGACCUGGACCAAGUGUCAAACCUUCAGGACACUUGUUCUUUAGGAAACUUGGAAGUCUUGUAAAGAAUACCCUAGAAAAAUGUCAACGAGAAAAUGGAUUUAUUUACUUUCAAAAAAUUCCAACAGAGGCUCCACAGCUGGAACUCAAAGCGAAUUAUGGUCUUGUAGAGCCUGUGCCUUUUGAAUUUCCUCCUAUAAGUGCACACUGGACACCAGAAACACUGGCUGCAUUUGAUCUCACCAAGAGACCCAAGGAUGACAGUACCAAACCCAAACCAGAAGAAGAAGUAAAACCUGUGAAAGAACCAGAUAUCAAACCUCAAAAGGACACUGGGUGCUACAUUUCCUAAAAUACAUUGAUAAAAUGUACACUUUGAAUUUCUGUACUACUAGAUAAGAUAAACCAUGGAACUUCAGAUUUCUUAAAAUGAUUUCUUUGAAGACUAUAAAAUAAUCUAUUAUAUUCAGAGGGAAUCUGCUUUCAGUUUAUCUGCUCUUGACUUUUAAUACAGUAGAGGUGUUUCAUGCUUUGUUUCCAGGCUCUCCUUUUUAAUUGGGACACCAUUCUAAAGAUUUUAUUGUGCCUCUAAAGGGUGUAUUUGGGGGCUGGGUCUUUUUUGAACUCUGCAUAGUUUCAGGUUAAAUUUUAGGUCAGAAUCAUGUAGUUUCAGAUAUGUUUUUCUAUCUUCACAAAAAAGUUUAUUUUCCUUCCUCUUAUUUGAUACUAGAAGAAUGACAGGAAUAGGUUUUUAACAGAGUGGUUUUUUCCCCUCAUCAUUAUGUUAAUUGUAGCACAGACUUGUUAUGUUUUGGGUCAUUUAUUUUUCUGUUGGAAAGAAGUCGCUUGUGGUAAAUGAUCAGAAAAUCACUCAAACCAAAUCCCUUACAUAUAAUAGAAUGUAUGAUUUACUGGAAAAUCAGCAUUUGUAGGUAUGUUGAAACCAUAUAAGGGCUUAUUCCUAUUCUUGUAGCCCUUUGCUUCAUUUCAGUCUCAAUAAACCUCCUAUGAAUUUUACAAGUACCUUUUUUAAUAAGGUUUUUACUUAGAGGACAGAACUUUGUAACAGCUCUUAGUGUUUCUAUAUGAGGGAAGUCAAGAUAAAAAAGUUUUUUGAAGAUGUCAAAUACUGCAUGAUGGAAAGAAAAAACUUUAAACUUAAGUGAGUUAUGUUGUUCUGAAUGGUAGCUCUCUACUUUUAAAAGAAGUUAGAGUAAAAUGCUUUUGUUACCUAAUUUACCCAUACAUUGUUUUUAUAUAGUUUUCUAACAUAAAUAUCCUGUCAGGAUUGUAUUGCUUUAGGCCAAAGGCCGUAGCAAAGACUUAGUGAACAAACAUAGAUACAGAUCAUCUUUAAAAUAGAUUGUAAUGUUUAAAACACAAUUAGUUGAGUAUAUACGCAUACUUAAAUAGUAGACACAUAAUACUUAAACAAAAGUCACACAUCUGUAGGUAUAUCUUCUUUUGAUCUCUGGGGGCUGUAGCCAGUUUUCCUAUUAUAAGUGAGACACAUGUUCACUUAAUAUAAUUAAAAUAGUAGUGUAUGUCUGUUGAGGUGUUGAGGUGUAUGUUUGUACUAGGUGUUGUGCUGAAUGUUUAUGUAGAUAAAUCCAGAAUCUGCACAGCAACUCUUUGAAAAAUAAGUACCGUUAUCCUGAGUAAAAUCUGCAUAAAGUAUUGAUAUCAGAAUAUUCACUUCAUAAUAAAGAAUAGAUUAAUAGAUUAUACCUAUCUGAAUCAAUAUUGUGUUCAAAUAAAUCAUUAUUGAAACCACAUAUCUUGGUUUACACUCCUUAGGCUACAUAGAAUCAGUGAAGUUUUAUUUUAAAAUAUGGAAAUGCUGAUUUCUCCGUACAAGUCACUUUUUAAAUCUGAAACUGCAUUUUCCAGAAUAAGUGGAAUAAUAACAGAAAUUUAGUUUAUUUGACAUCUAUAGAAAAUAAUGUCUUAUUCAAUUUCACUGUAUUUUGUGUAGUCCUUAUUUAAUAAAAUAAUUGAUCCGUCUGCUGUAUGCCAUUUACUGCAAAACUUUAAACAAUAUUUGAUGCCAGCUUAUUGCUCUACCUAUAGAACACAUUUAUCUUAAGUUACUAGUUCUUAUUAACCUGGUUACUAAAUUUUUACAAUUGACAUUUUGUGUAUUACAAUAGCACAUAUGAAAGGGAAACAAUGUUCAUUGCUUCUGUAAAUCUCAGUAAAUACUGGUAUUACUUUAAUGAUUGGCAGUUCUGACAUGGGCAGAUAAUAAAUAGCCUGUUGACUAGCCAGGGUGACACUAUUUGAUUAAAAUAUCCCAUUAUAUAAUAGUCUUUGAAAUGGCAUUGGAAAUUUUGAGGACUUAACAAAUGUAAAGAAGGUGCAUGAAGGUUAUAGUAUAGAGAGAUGUAACUAUUUCUGCUAACUGUUGUAUACAUUUAAUAAUGAGUUAUCUUUUUAUUUAUGAAAAUAAAUAAUUUUACUUAAAA